Molecule: messenger RNA, 505 nt
Organism: Rosa rugosa (rugosa rose)
Lineage: Eukaryota; Viridiplantae; Streptophyta; Magnoliopsida; Rosales; Rosaceae
Product: G-type lectin S-receptor-like serine/threonine-protein kinase At4g03230
Exons: 2
Coding region: 2-460 (152 amino acids)
Biological process (GO): protein phosphorylation
Molecular function (GO): protein kinase activity; ATP binding
Source: RefSeq, a predicted model, not a curated record
CAUGUCACCUGAAUAUGGACUUUACGGCCAAUUUUCUGAGAAGUCAGAUGUAUUUAGCUAUGGGGUGUUGUUGCUAGAGAUUGUGAGUGGAAAGAGGAGUGCUAGUUUUUACCAUGUUGAACAAGCAGUCACUCUUGCUGGAUGGGCAUGGGAAUUAUGGAAAGAAGGUAAAGGAAUGGAGGUGAUUGAUGCAUCCAUAAGGGAAACAUGUCGGCCUCAUGAAGCUUUAAGGUGUAUCCAUGUUGGUUUCUUGUGUCUUCAACAAUCUCCUGCUGAUCGACCGACUAUGUCUUCGGUAAUUCAUAUGCUGCAAGCCAGUGAUGCAACAUCACUUCCACCCUCCGAAGAACCUGCUUUUUCUACUGAUAUUAGGAAUUCUAGUGCCCGUGGUUCUUCCUCUGAAACAUCUACCAGAUUUUCCAACAAUGAAGUCAACAUUAGCUUGCCAGAAGCUCGGUAGAGGUUCACUGAUGAAGUUUGAUACAUAACAGCAAACAAAAUUGCU